AUGAAGGGCAUCGUUUCACUCAUCCUCGCCCUAGCUGUGUGGCAGCCCCUUGCGGCUGCAGCGACUAUCCCCAACUACUUUGAGAGGUCUCCUACGACCCGGUCGCAGCUGGAUACGAACCAGAUCCGGGCCGAGCUCGGCAAGCUUGUUUCUAGAGAAACCGCCAUCUUUGGCCCGGACGAUGACCGUUACAACGAGGCGACGUCGAGAUGGAACAACUUUGCCGUGCCCCAGGUCAAGGUUGUCAUCUCCCCUGGCCGGGAGUCCGACGUCUCGACCAUUGUCAAGUACUGCAAUGACAAUAGCGUCGCCUUCCUGACCAUCAACCGCCAUCACGGCAACUCGCAGAGCCUUGGCUCCUUCAACGGCGUCCAGGUCAACAUGGCCAGUCUUCAAGGCAUCAAUAUCCAGCCCGGUGGGAAGUCUGCCUGGUUCGAGGGUGGGGCGUACGACGGCCAAGUUAUGAGAUACCUUUGGGAUCGCGGCUACGUCACUACUACCGGCUCCUGCGAUUGCGUCGGCAUGAUGGGGCCCGGGCUUGGAGGCGGCCACGGCCGUCACGAGGGUCUCUACGGCAUGAUUAGCGAUAACAUCCUCCAGCUGAACGUCGUUCUUGCUGACGGCAAAGCUAUCCGCGUGAACAGGAAGAGCUACAGUGACCUUCUGUGGGCUAUGAAGGGUGCUGGGCAUAACUUUGGUAUCGUCACUAGCUUCGAGCUGAAUAUCUUUCCCCGCGGCCCUGAUACCUGGUUCUAUCAAAACUUUAUCUGGCAUGGAGAUAAGCUUGAGGCAAUCUUCAAAGCUCUUAAUAAUCUUCAUAAUAACGGUAACACCCCGGUGGAUAUGGCUAUCAACUUUGGGAACUUCCUCAUGAACACUACAAUCACCGACAAGGAGCCUGUCAUCUUUUGGACGUUUGCCUACCGAGGGAGCGCUAAGGACGCAAAGAAGCAUUUGGCCCCGUUCACCAAGAUCAAGGCCGUCUACCAGGAGUCAGGCAACGUGCCGUACCCGGCAAUCUCGGUGGCCCAGCAGACAGACGAGAACUCGUUCAUCUGCCAGCACGGCUACACCCGACUAACCGCCACGGCGGGCCUCCAGGUGUACAACGUGACGGCCGAGCGCCAGAUCUUCGACGGCUUCACGAGGCGCGUCGCCAGCAACCCCGCGCUCGCCGCCGGCGGCGUCGUGCUCCACGAGGGCUAUUCCACCAAGGCCGUGCAGGCCCAGGACCCGACCGACUCGGCCUACCCCUUCCGCGACGACCACCACCUCAUGCUCGUGCAGAUCAUCGUCAGCGACCCGGCGCUGGAGCCGGCCGGCUGGGAGUGGGCCAAGGAGGUGCGCGACUUCUGGAAUAACGGCCAGCCGACGCGGACGGUCAACGCCUACGUCAACUACGCCAACGGGUUUGAGCCCGUCGAGCAGAUGUACGGGCACGAGGCGUGGCGUUUGAAGAGACUUCGCGACCUCAAGGCGAAAUACGAUCCCUCCAACCGCUUUCGAUACUACAACCCGAUCAUCGGGGGGAAGACGGAUGGGCCGAUCUAG
Messenger RNA from Colletotrichum gloeosporioides, 1551 nucleotides. Its product is annotated as FAD-linked oxidoreductase afoF. Gene Ontology annotation, molecular function: oxidoreductase activity; FAD binding. The record is from RefSeq and is a predicted model, not a curated record. NCBI's taxonomy places the organism in Eukaryota, Fungi, Ascomycota, Sordariomycetes, Glomerellales, Glomerellaceae. The transcript is spliced from 2 exons. Bases 1 to 1551 code for a protein of 516 amino acids.